UUUCUCCCCCUUUCUCUACCGUCUCUGUCUCUCCCUGUCCAAAGCUCUCUCUCUCUUCUUACCUUCAAAAUUCCACUGCAAUCAAACACAUCCAAUCAAAGGUCCAACUGAAAAUCACAAAAUCAGAAGCCACCAUUUCUCCCAACUACUGCCGAGAUCCAGGUCGCCGCCGCCGAUUGACCAUGGCGGAGAAGGCGGCGCGUGCCUUCGGCGGAGAUCUGGGCAACGCCAAGUUCAAUUUCCCCAACAAUCCGCCCAAGAUCGAGAUCCAGGUCGCCGAUGCCCGCUUUGCCCAUGCGUCCACCGGCGCCGAGACCUCGGUCGACGAUCUCGACUCCCAGUCGAACUCGCUCUCAUCGUCGGAGGCGCUGCAGCACGCUGAGUCGCCGUGCCCGUCGGUCUCCGAAAGGUUGCAGACGACGGCAGGGGUUCGCUGCUGCUCGCCGGAAGUCAAAGGAGGUAGAGUCGAGGGAGAGAAUCGUGGCCACAAUUUGGGGCCUAGGGUUUCAGGCGGCGCUGCUGCUUGAUAUACAAGCGGCGACGACUGAAAUUAGGGCUCGCCGGCCGCUGCAGUCGCCGAGAAUUGAGGGCGAGGCAACAGCGGCGGCCAGCCGCUGCUGUCAGCCGGACGUUUGAGAAGGCGGUGGCUGUGCGUGUGUAGGGGAAGAUGGAGAUAGAUAAAGGGUGAGAGGUGAGAGUCGUGGGUGGCCGGAGAGGCGGCAACCUUCACCGGGGAGUGAGGAGGCGCUGCCGCCAGUCUGUGUCGGCAAGUGUGUGUGUAUGUUGUUGUGUUUGAUUGCGUGUGUAUGUGUGUGUUUGUGGAAGAAGGAUAUUACU
Molecule: messenger RNA, 837 nt
Organism: Salvia miltiorrhiza (redroot sage)
Lineage: Eukaryota; Viridiplantae; Streptophyta; Magnoliopsida; Lamiales; Lamiaceae
Exons: 1
Coding region: 183-527 (114 amino acids)
Source: RefSeq, a predicted model, not a curated record